CUAUGCGCAGGCGCACUGGUCGCGCGACAGACAGUGUGUUUCCAAAAUGGCGGCAGCGAUGGAUGUGGAUACCCCCAGCGGCACCAACAGCGGCGCGGGCAAGAAGCGCUUUGAAGUUAAAAAGUGGAAUGCAGUAGCCCUCUGGGCCUGGGACAUUGUGGUUGAUAACUGUGCCAUCUGCAGGAACCACAUUAUGGAUCUUUGCAUCGAAUGUCAGGCCAACCAGGCAUCAGCUACUUCCGAAGAGUGUACGGUUGCAUGGGGAGUCUGUAACCAUGCUUUUCAUUUCCACUGCAUCUCUCGAUGGCUCAAAACGAGGCAGGUGUGUCCGCUAGACAACAGAGAGUGGGAAUUCCAAAAGUAUGGGCAUUAAGAAAGACUCUCCCGUAAAGUGUACCCAUUUGUUACUCGUUUAGUGACUUCCUGUUAAUUAUAAAUUAGAUAGAACCAUGGUUCUUUUUCUUUCCUUUAUCUUUGGAGUUCGGUGUUCCCGCAGCCAUAUUGUAUUUUGUGUCAAAUAAAGCCUUUAAGUUGGAGGUGAUUGCCGUUUCGUGUAUGUGGAAAGAGUGAUCUGAGAAGGAGCCUCUUCAGAGCCAGGAAGCCAGCCUCACAAAGUUCACUGUUGUUGAGGAGAACACACUUGUCCUGUGGGUUCAUCUUCACAGGGUCACAAGGAACCUGUUAAAGCCUGGAAGUGCAGAUCACUGGCACCUGGAAACACCUCAGGCUCUGUCUUCCUUCUGAGGUAGCACCAGUCAGGAAUGAGGAAGGACAUGGCAGCCGUGGAGCAGCCAGGUCUGCUCUGGGCUUUCAUCUGAGGGAGUGGCAUAAGUGGACACAGAAAGGCUUUGUAAGUUCUAAACACUACAGGGGAGUGCUGAUUGUGAGUGACCUGGCAUCUCUAGAACAAAAUUUGACAAAAAAACAUACUCUGUAAUCUUGACUGGCAACAUAGUGAUCUUAAAGUCUACUUGAAAACUGAUGAUGGACAGUUUGGUACCUGGGAAUUAGGUAGAAGGAUCCUUCGAAUCCAGGAGACCUUGUUUCUAAAACAAAUUGUAGUUUGGAGUCUAGGGGGCGCUGUAGCUCAUCUGUAAGGCCUUGAGUUCAAUUUGCUGGCAUAAAUUUAAAAAAAAAAAAAGUUGAAAUUGAAUUAACAAGAGCUCAAGUUUCCUUUAAACCUGCUGGCCAGGGAAGGAGCGGCCAUCCUUGUGCUGAUUCUGUCUGUGGCUGUAGUCUACUGAGAUACCCUUUCUGCUGCUGUGGUUCUCAUGUAGUUAACGAUCCUACAAAGGUUCUGAAUUCCUUCAGGGGGGUUUUCCUUUUUCCGCUGCCACUCCAGGUGAAAGCAAUGGCCAGAUAAAGCCCGUCUGAGACUACAACUGUCUUCUGUUGUCAGAAAAAGGUUGAAAAAAAAUGUGAAAUAAUGCUGUCAUUAUUCUUGUUUUCAAAGUUAAUUUUAAUAAAGAUAUUUAUGUUAA
This is a messenger RNA of Grammomys surdaster, 1481 nucleotides long. RefSeq names its product ring-box 1 (gene Rbx1). Gene Ontology annotation, biological process: ubiquitin-dependent protein catabolic process; protein ubiquitination. Lineage: Eukaryota; Metazoa; Chordata; Mammalia; Rodentia; Muridae. The record is from RefSeq and is a predicted model, not a curated record. Gene Ontology annotation, cellular component: cullin-RING ubiquitin ligase complex; nucleus. Bases 47 to 373 code for a protein of 108 amino acids. The transcript is spliced from 5 exons. Gene Ontology annotation, molecular function: cullin family protein binding; ubiquitin protein ligase activity; zinc ion binding.